This is a messenger RNA of Linum tenue, 3304 nucleotides long. NCBI's taxonomy places the organism in Eukaryota, Viridiplantae, Streptophyta, Magnoliopsida, Malpighiales, Linaceae. The record is from the annotation of a GenBank genome assembly.
AUACUUUUUAGAAAAAUUAAAUUCGCUUCCUUCUCUUUUACUUCUAGACAAGACGAAGAUCUAACAUUUCCCCUCACUCUAUUUAUUCCCUUCAUUUGCUCUCUCUUGUGUCAUCGCUCACUCACUCUCUCUCUCUCUCUUUCUCUCUUCUUCCCGUUUAGUCUCUGAGAAAAGGAGUGAGAGUGUGAGCCAGCCAACAAAAAUCCCCCAAACAUGAAGAACCGUUCAGCCGUCGUUGUCCUCUCCCUGAUCUGCAUCGUAAUCGCCGGCGUCGGAGGCCAGUCCCCGGCAGCUUCCCCAACCGCCACCCCGGCCCCGCCAACUCCCACCACCCCCACCGCCUCUCCUCCGCUCGCCGCCACCCCUCCCCCGACAUCCUCCCCGCCUCCGGCCUCCGCCCCUCCUCCGGUCUCCACCGCACCACCGCCGGCCACACCCCCACCAGUCAGCUCCCCGCCGCCGGCCACUCCACCACCCGCAUCUCCUCCGCCGGCUUCCCCUCCCCCAGCCACCCCGCCACCCGUAGCGUCUCCCCCUCCGGCCUCCCCGCCGCCGGCUACUCCUCCUCCGGCCGUUCCGCCGCCGGCUCCCCUCGCUUCUCCGCCCGCCACGGUCCCAGCUCCCGCUCCGGCCACGAAGGUGAAGUCUCCGGCUUCCGCUCCCUCUCCUUUGUCCUCAAGCCCGCCGGCUCCUCCCACCGGAGCUCCCGCCCCUAGCCUCGGCGCCACCUCUCCCGGUCCCGCCGGCCCCGGCACUGAUGUGAGCGGAGCGGAGAAGGCGAUGGCUGGAGUGACGGCUACCAUGGCGGCGUCUUUCUUCUGGUUGUUACUUUAGAGAGAGAGAGAGAGAAAGAGAGAGAGGGGGGAAAGAAUGGAGAAAAAACAAGGGUUCUUCUCGGCUCUGAAAGAUGAAGUGGUUCGUGGGCUUUCCCCAUCUCGCUCGCGCUCCCGUUCCCGUUCCUGCAGCCCUGCCCGAACCGCUUCGCCGUUUUCGGGUCUCCUCCGGCGGAAGAAGGGUUCCGGCGCCGCUAACUGCUACGUGUCCCAGCCGGAGCCGUUGAUCGGGAGAUCCGGAAGCUUGAGGCCGGUGGUUGGUGAGACGCUGACGCCGUUAAUGGAAGGCCCCAAUCCCGACGGAGAAGGGGACCCCAAGCCCGUCGGGUCGAGUCUGGGCCAGUGGAUGAAGGGUCAGCUGUCGAGGACGCCGUCAGUCGCCGCUGGCGCCGCCUACAGGAGGUCCGAUCUGAGGCUUCUGCUCGGAGUAAUGGGUGCGCCGUUGGCUCCGGUUCACGUUAGCAGCACGGACCCUUUGCCUCUGCUCAGCAUUAAAGACACUCCCAUUGAAACUUCCUCGGCUCAGUACAUAUUACAGCAGUACACUGCAGCAUCUGGAGGGCAGAAGCUGCAGAACUCAAUUCGGAAUGCUUAUGCUAUGGGGAAGAUCAAAAUGAUAACAUCAGAGUUCGAGACAGCCACAAAGGUUGUGAAGAAUCGAAAUGGUGCCAGAGGCGCUGAGACGGGCGGAUUUGUUCUCUGGCAGAUGGAUCCAGACAUGUGGUAUGUUGAGCUUGCAGUGGGUGGUAGCAAGGUUCAUGCUGGCUGCAAUGGCAAGCUUGUUUGGCGCCACACCCCAUGGCUGGGUGCCCACACUGCUAAAGGACCUGUUCGGCCUUUGCGACGUGCACUUCAGGGUCUUGAUCCGAGGAUCACAGCGAGCUUGUUUGCUGAUGCAAAGUGCAUAGGGGAGAAGAAGAUUAAUGGGGAGGAUUGCUUUAUGCUGAAGCUAUGUGCUGAUCCCCAGACAUUGAAGGCAAGGAGUGAAGGUCCAGCUGAGAUUAUAAGGCACGUUCUGUUUGGCUACUUCAGUCAAAAGACUGGACUUCUUGUUCACAUGGAGGAUUCACAUCUGACCCGAAUCCAAUCCAACGGUGGGGAUGCGGUGUACUGGGAGACCACAAUCAACUCUUUCAUGGAUGAUUAUAGGCCAGUGGAAGGCAUAAUGAUUGCACAUUCUGGUCAUUCCGUGGUGACCCUCUACAGAUUUGGUGAGAUGGCGAUGAGCCAUACCAAGACCAAGAUGGAGGAAUCUUGGAGCAUCGAAGAGGUGGCUUUCAAUGUCCCGGGCCUCUCGGUCGACUGUUUUAUCCCUCCCGGAGACCUGAGGUCCGGUGCCAUCAGCGAAAGUUGCGAGCUUCCUCUGGACGAGAGAGCGAAAGGCGCCACAUCGAUAGCAGCAGCAGCAUACCGGGCCAAAGUUGCAGCCAUCGAGAAGUGUCACGAUAUGCAGGUGGACAGCAAUCUGUGGAAGAUGGAGCUUUGAAAGUUGGUUUUGAGGGUUUAACACCAUGGGGGAAGGAAAAUCCAAAUUCAAAAAGUAGGGCAAUUGUUUAUAGUGAGUGGUGACUAGGUUUUUCUGCUGUUGACUAACCCAGUUUAGAAGAAUGGUGAUGGGUGAAGCACACUAUUAUUAUAUUAGGUCGUGGAGGAGGGGGUUUCAAGUCUUUGGUCUUUGUUUUGGUUGAGUCCUGGGACUUGGGUUAAAAAAUGCCUCUGUUAGUCUGUAAAUAGGAAGGAGCAUAAUCAUCAUUCUUGCAGGUCGUAACUAAGGGCGGCCUGGACUUUGAUAGAUCCUUAUGCUCUCUUAGGUGCAGAGUCCAACCUAGGUGAGUUGGAGGCUCAGUUUUCCAGUUAGGGAUUGUGAGCUAACGGAGGUGGAAUAUAUUUAUAGUUUUUCCACCCUCUUUUUAUUGUUUUUUUUUUCCCCCACUUGGUUUUCGCCUUCCAUGGUUUUGAGGGGAAGGUGGGUGGAAGGGAAGGAGUGUUUUGAGAUUUCAGGAACGUAGAAGGAAGGAGAGAAAGGAACACCAUUAUCAGCCCCAAGCCAGGCAGGCAGGGCAGGCAGAUAAGUGUAGUAAUUAUUGUUAUUAAUUAUUGCCAUCUUUUGAGCAUAAGAGACUAGAGAGCAGAAAAGCACAGAAGAAAGGGAAAAGAAGCUGCUAUUGAUUUUUCGUGCAGAGUUGCAUCAUUUUGUUUGUUGUUCUUCUGCGCUUGAUGGCGUGGAGAGAUGUAUUAGCAGUUUCUUUUUGGAAAGAAAAUGCUAGGUUGUGCAAUCAAUAAGACAUGAGGUUGAUAUAGAGUCUUACAAUUUUUCUAAGAUUUAAGAAGGCGCUAGGUGUAAGGCCGCGACUAUUGGAGUCUUGCCUGUAGCCUAGGCGUUGCCUAACCAAUGCACAGGCAUUAGACGUUCAGUAACUAACAUAAUACUUAACAACAAGAAAAGUAGCUUACAACUACAUGUAAUCACA